AUGAAAGUCGCCGUGGUGAUCGUGGUAUGUGCUGUAGCUCUCAGCAGUGCGUACCCUUCUCCCAAAGACUUGGAGGACCGUGGCGGGAUUGAUGUGAACGUGCACCGCGAAAAGGGCGUGGGCACGGUGCUGGACGCCCAAGGCCAAGGCAACAUCUUCAGGAGCGACGACGGCAAGACAAGGGUAGACGUGCAAGGCCAGUACGAGCGAGUCAUCAGAGGGCCCGCCCGCCACAGCAAGCCCAACUUCUCGGGGGGCAUCACCUUCUCGCACAGGUUCUGA
This is a messenger RNA of Schistocerca piceifrons (Central American locust), 282 nucleotides long. Its product is annotated as diptericin A. The transcript is spliced from 3 exons. Gene Ontology annotation, biological process: defense response to bacterium. Gene Ontology annotation, cellular component: extracellular region. Lineage: Eukaryota; Metazoa; Arthropoda; Insecta; Orthoptera; Acrididae. The record is from RefSeq and is a predicted model, not a curated record. The coding region runs from base 1 to 282 and encodes 93 amino acids.